Molecule: messenger RNA, 1686 nt
Organism: Lindgomyces ingoldianus
Lineage: Eukaryota; Fungi; Ascomycota; Dothideomycetes; Pleosporales; Lindgomycetaceae
Product: ATP-utilizing phosphoenolpyruvate carboxykinase
Exons: 4
Coding region: 1-1686 (561 amino acids)
Biological process (GO): gluconeogenesis
Cellular component (GO): cytosol
Molecular function (GO): ATP binding; phosphoenolpyruvate carboxykinase (ATP) activity
Source: RefSeq, a predicted model, not a curated record
AUGGUUUCCCAAAGCGUCAACAAGACUGCCCUCCACCCUACCGGCGUGCAGCCGUCAACGGACCACACUGAGAUCGAGGAGGAGCUCCACGACAAGGCACACAUCGACUAUGACCGAGUAGCUAUUGUUGCCAACCCUUCCGUCGCCGCCCUCUAUGAAGACGCCCUUGUAUACGAGUCUGGCUCUGCCAUCACAUCUUCAGGUGCUCUGUCGGCAUAUUCUGGUGCCAAGACCGGUCGAUCGCCAUCGGAUAAGCGAAUCGUGGAGGAGGAAUCGUCGAAGAAAGACGUGUGGUGGGGUCCUGUAAACAAGCCGAUGACACCCGAUGUCUGGCGAAUCAACCGAGAACGUGCCAUCGACUACCUCAACACCAGGAAUCGCAUCUACGUCGUUGAUGGCUUUGCUGGCUGGGACGAGCGGUACCGAAUCCGUGUGCGGGUCGUCUGUGCCCGCGCUUACCACGCUCUUUUCAUGCGAAACAUGCUGAUCCGGCCGUCACGGGACGAGCUCGAAGGCUUCCACCCCGACUACGUCAUCUACAAUGCCGGCGCCUUCCCUGCAAACAGGUACACCAGCGGCAUGACCUCAUCAACAUCCGUCGCCAUCAAUUUCGCCGAGAAGGAGAUGGUCAUCCUCGGUACUGAGUACGCCGGCGAGAUGAAGAAGGGUAUCUUUACGGUGCUCUUCUACGAGAUGCCUGUGAAACACAAUGUCCUCACUCUCCACUCGUCAGCGAACCAGGGCAAGAGCGGCGACGUUACCGUCUUCUUCGGCCUCUCAGGUACUGGCAAGACCACCCUGUCAGCGGAUCCCAAGCGUGCUCUAAUUGGUGAUGAUGAGCACUGCUGGAGCGACACCGGCGUCUUCAACAUCGAGGGUGGCUGCUACGCCAAGUGCAUUGGCCUGUCCGCGGAAAAGGAGCCUGACAUCUUCGGCGCCAUUCGAUUCGGUGCCAUCCUUGAGAACGUUGUUUUCGACCCCAUGACUCGUAUUGUCGACUAUGAUGAUGAUACCCUAACGGAGAACACCCGAUGCGCCUACCCUAUUGAAUACAUCGAGAACACCAAGAUCCCCUGCAUUUCGGACAAGCACCCCAAGAACAUCAUCCUGCUCACAUGUGACGCUCGUGGUGUCCUUCCCCCAAUCUCAAAACUUAACAAGGAGCAAACCAUGUACCACUUCAUUUCCGGUUACACUUCUAAGAUGGCUGGUACCGAGCAGGGCGUAACAGAACCGCAAGCCACCUUCUCAUCAUGCUUCGCCCAACCUUUCUUGGCCCUCCACCCUAUGCGCUAUGCGAAGAUGUUGGCUGAGAAGAUCGAGGAGCACGGGGCCGAUGCUUGGCUCUUGAACACCGGGUGGGUUGGUGCUGGUGCCACCACCGGCGGCAAGCGCUGUCCCCUCAAGUACACUCGCGCUAUCCUUGAUGCCAUCCACUCUGGCGAGCUCGCGAAGUCAGAUUACGAGACUUACGAGACCUUCAACCUCUCAGUACCACGAACCUGCCCGAACGUUCCGGACGAGCUCCUCAACCCCGCCAAGUCAUGGAACGGAACUGCGGAUUUCAAGGGCGAGGUUGAGAAGCUUGGCAAGCUGUUCAUGGACAACUUUAAGAAAUACGAAGACCAGGCUACAUCGGAAGUUACCAAGGCUGGUCCACAUGUGUGUUGCUGCCCUAAGCAUUAG